Didymodactylos carnosus is the source of this 1179-nucleotide messenger RNA. The record is from the annotation of a GenBank genome assembly. NCBI's taxonomy places the organism in Eukaryota, Metazoa, Rotifera, Eurotatoria, Philodinida, Philodinidae.
ACCCACCACCUAUGGAACUAGAAGCAUGUUUGAGGCAUCAGAGUCUUCUGUUACUCCAUAGUAUCAUAUGUCCAUUCUGCAGCCAUGCUUUACCUCCGUACAUGAACAGUCUUAUUAUUCUAAAAUCAUUAGUCAAGGAAAAAUUGUUGAAAAUGAAAGUGACACCCUGAUGUUCUAAUUAUCUUGCUUUUGUAUGUUCUUUUCAGUUGUUUUGCGUUUCUGCCUGAUUUGGUUAUAUUUGAAAUAUUUCAAUAUCUUAAACCAGCUGAAAUUUUACAGUCAUUUUUCGAUUUAUAUGAUUCAUGGUUGCCGAAAUUAAUCGAUGAAAAAGUUUGUUUGAAAUCGGUUGAUUAUUUAUCAAAUAUUCCAUCUGAAUUAUUCAUAUAUAUUUGUGCUAAGAUUAUCCCUAAAAUUGGUUCGACUAUUUUAUUCAUGACUAUUAAUGAAGAAAAAACUUACGGUCAAUUAAAACUAAUAAACGAUCAACAACUAUUUCGUUUGCUACCGUCUCUAACAACAUUAAAAUUAUUCCAUAUAAUUAAUUUAAGUGAUUUAGAAAUAUGUUUUGAAUUAUGUUUGAAAUAUUUGUCACUGCUGAUCGAUUUAACAGUUGGACUUUAUACGAAUAGAUUUGUAUUAAAGAGUAGUGUUUCGGAUACCAUUCACAAAUAUAUAUUUAAUGGAUCUUUAUUGCUAGAAGUUUUCAAGCUCGUUUCACCGAAUAGCUGCAGAUUACAGUUGCCGAAUGUAAAACAAAACAAUUUACGAUGCUUAACAAUUUCUCUUGAACGAUUUAGUGAUAUAUUUAUAUUAUUUGAUAAUCUGCCAGUCAUAGAAUAUUUAAGUAUUGAGCUUAGUGAAAAUUAUAUUUUUGACGAAAGCGAUGUACAUGACUAUGAUCAUAAUUUAACUGAGAAAUUACCAUGUUUAAAACAUUUUACAUUUAUUUCAACUGUUCCACAUUUACCGUAUAAAUUAUUCGAAAUGAUUAUUCAAGAUAUGAUUCAUUUACAACAGUUAUCAUUUAAAUAUGUGGCAUCUGGUAGUGGACAAGAUAUUAGUGGUAUUAGGUUAAAAAAGACAUUGUCAAAAUUAAUAAAUUUAACUCGAUUAGAUUUUCUUUUAAUUAUUGCCUAUAGAGAUAAUCAUAAUAUUAAUGAUAGACAUGAUUUCUUAUCU